AAAAACAAGAAAAUAUUGAGCUGUGUUUGGGUUAAGGGUUUUUUUCAAUAGUCGUGUCCGCAAUCUCUACGUAAUAACACACACCCGCCAAACACAACCCAAACCUCGUUUAAGUCCUUCGCACCCGUUUUGCAGUUAAGAAAAACCCGCCAACGAACAACGUGAUCAAGGAAUGGAUGUGGCACAUUGUAAUUUGGAGGGCAAUGCCGAUGCCGUAGAGUUUUGCCCGCACGAUUCAUACCGCCAUGUUCUGGCAGCUUCAACGUACACGCUGCGAGAGGGUGAACGACCGAUCCGAGCUGGAAGUAUAUCGCUUUUCAACGUUGGUGCUGACUUGGGUCGGCUUGAUUUGUUUCAGCGGAUUGAAACGGCAGGGAUUUUCGAUAUAAAGUGGAACCCAGUUGGAGACAGCGUGAGUCCUCUUCUUGCUCUAGCCGACGCUGAUGGUUACUUGAGAAUUCACGGUCUGGAAUCCUGCUCGGAUGAAGCACAAGGGUUUUCUUUGAGGAAGAUAACUGAUGAAAAGAUCAGUUCAUCCAUGUGCCUUUUCCUGGAUUGGAACCCUUCAGCCACUUCUAUCACCGUGGGGCUUUCGAAUGGUUCAGUCGUGAUAGCUUCAAUUGGGGAAUCCCAAAUUGAGACACAAGAAACAUGGAAAGCGCACGAUUUUGAGGUUUGGACAGCUUCCUAUGAUAUCCACCAGCCCCAGUUGGUGUACAGUGGUUCAGAUGACUGCAAAUUCAAAUGCUGGGAUUUGCGAGAUGGUCCUUCGAAGUUGGCGUUUCAGAACACCAAGGCCCAUACAAUGGGAGUUUGCUGCAUAGCCAAAAAUCCCUACGAUUCGAAUAGUGUAGUUACUGGCAGCUAUGAUGAGUACCUGAGGUUGUGGGAUGUAAGAUCAAUAUCAACACCAGUUAAUGAAACCUCUGUUUGCUUAGGGGGAGGAGUGUGGAGGAUCAAGUUCCAUCCUUUUGUGGCCGGUCUCGUCUUGACAGCUUGUAUGCACAACGGAUUUUCGAUAGUCAACAUUAAUGAGGAUAAAACUGAAGUGAUUGAAACGUACAGCAAGCACGAGUCACUUGCAUAUGGAGCUGACUGGCACAGAGACAAAUCGUUCCAUGAAGGCAAAAGGAAUAGCACUUUAGUUGCUACUUGCUCAUUUUAUGACCGUCUUCUUCGUUUAUGGAUGCCAGAAAGUGAUUUACAGGAUUCUGUGCUUUGAGUACAUCAUUUUAGUUGAGCUGGGAACGAUCCAAUGGCGUCAAUUUGACAGAUUCUGCAUUCGCACAUUAUUAGGUACGGAUUAGUCAUGAACCCUAUCUUUUUUCGUUCAAGUUAAUACGAGACUUUCAAAUUCUGGCUAUGUUAAGGUUAAACAACGAACAUGAUUACUACUUUAUGAUCUAAAGCUAAGACAGGAACCCAUGAAACAUGGUCUGCUUUUGCUUCUA
This is a messenger RNA of Pyrus x bretschneideri (Chinese white pear), 1451 nucleotides long. Its product is annotated as diphthine methyltransferase homolog. Lineage: Eukaryota; Viridiplantae; Streptophyta; Magnoliopsida; Rosales; Rosaceae. The record is from RefSeq and is a predicted model, not a curated record. The coding region runs from base 173 to 1222 and encodes 349 amino acids. Gene Ontology annotation, molecular function: protein binding. The transcript is spliced from 3 exons.